This is a messenger RNA of Girardinichthys multiradiatus, 1652 nucleotides long. RefSeq names its product integrin beta 1 binding protein 1 (gene itgb1bp1). The coding region runs from base 178 to 774 and encodes 198 amino acids. Gene Ontology annotation, biological process: negative regulation of substrate adhesion-dependent cell spreading; negative regulation of focal adhesion assembly. The transcript has 7 exons. Gene Ontology annotation, molecular function: integrin binding. The record is from RefSeq and is a predicted model, not a curated record. Gene Ontology annotation, cellular component: ruffle; cytoskeleton; lamellipodium. Lineage: Eukaryota; Metazoa; Chordata; Actinopteri; Cyprinodontiformes; Goodeidae.
UGAUUUCUGGAGCGAGUGUCUGGUUGAGUCCCCUUUAAGGCGGGUUUGGGUGUCGGCUCAAAGAGGAACCGAAGAGUCGAACUGGAGACGAGUUGAAAGAAGACAAACAUUCGGCGGUUCGGCGGUACGAACAGGUCAGUAGGCCUGAGGCUCUGGAUGCGGUUGUCAUGGUGAAGGAUGUUUCGGAAAGUCAAGAAGCGGCACAGCAGCAGCAGCUCACAGAGCAGUGAGAUCAGCACCAAGAGCAAGUCUGUUGACUCCAGCUUGGGAGGACUGUCCAGAUCCAGCACUGUUGCCAGCCUUGAUACAGAUUCCAACAAGAGCUCAGGAAACAACACGUCUGAAACAUGCGCAGAGUUCCGGGUUAAAUACGUCGGAUCCAUUGAGAACCUGCAGUUUGAGAUGAGCAAGACCCUCCAGGAACCUCUGGACCUCAUCAGUUACAUUGAUGCUGCUCAGCAAGAUGGAAAACUGCCCUUUGUUCCUGGAGAUGAGGAGAUGGUCCUGGGAGUGUCCAAGUAUGGCGUCAAAGUGGCAUCAGUGGACCAAUGUGACGUGCUGCAUCGACACCCUCUUUACUUGAUAGUGCGCAUGCUGUGUUACGAUGACGGCCUGGGAGCGGGGAAGAACCUGCUAGCUCUGAAAACCGCCAACACAAAACAAGAGGAGUGCAGCAUCUGGGUGUACCAGUGCAGCAGCUCAGAGCAAGCUCAGUCCAUCUGCAAGGUGCUGUCAGCUUCUUUCGACUGCGCUCUGACAUCAAACAAACCCUGAAACCACGCUUUACAGGUGUUGCUUCACCUCAACAUAACCCGUUUCUACACCAAUCAGCUGCCAGCUUAAAAUUACUUACCCAGUAUACCCAGUAUAGACCUGCUUUGUAGCACCACUGAUGCUUAAGAAACAACAUCCAGGCUGGAUGGAGCAGCUGGUGCAUCUGUACUGAGAUUUAAAUAUGUUACCCAAUCUGUGGUCUGCAGUACCAUCCUUCUCCAGCAGAGGCUCCAGCGGAGCCAAGUAAGUUUUUUCCGAAUUAAAUUCAUUUUUAUUUUUCAUUUUAUGAUUUCAGAAUAAACAGCAAAAAGCAUUUAAAGACAGCGACGUGUAGCAUUUCUAAAAAGUGAUUAAUUCCCACUUCACCUAAAUUAAGAUACUAAACGGUACAAAAUGCUCCAGCCCAUCUGUACGUCUUUAUGUCAACAUAGAUUUUAAUUAAUGGGAGGCAUUAAAUUGGCACCAAGACAACAUGGUACGACAAAUUAAAAGGAUGCUCCUCUGUGAGGAAAUGAUUAUCACGUGUUACUUUAGUGAGCUCAUGACAGUAUUGGUACAAAGUCACUUUUUCACAGCUGCAUCCAUUUUGAAACCUCUUACUUUUGUACAUUUUUUAAUUAACCUUUGAUAUAAUUAUCUGGUGAAACUUUUGGUACCAAAUCCUUGUUUUUUUUUUGGUUUGUUUUGAUUCCAGUAUUAAUAUCUGCAGGUUUUCUGAGAAACUGUUUAUUUCUUGCAUUUAUUUGCAUGUAGAAGAUGUAGGCUGGACAUUGUUUACAGUUCUGGAGGACCUCUACAGGUGGACCUCCAGGUGUCUGUUCCACGUUGGUUCUGUUCAAAAUGUGAAAAUAAAAUAAACCAUUUGAAGUGGUGUUUUA